Molecule: messenger RNA, 4808 nt
Organism: Salarias fasciatus (jewelled blenny)
Lineage: Eukaryota; Metazoa; Chordata; Actinopteri; Blenniiformes; Blenniidae
Gene: sec24a
Product: SEC24 homolog A, COPII coat complex component
Exons: 24
Coding region: 277-3723 (1148 amino acids)
Biological process (GO): COPII-coated vesicle cargo loading; endoplasmic reticulum to Golgi vesicle-mediated transport; intracellular protein transport
Cellular component (GO): endoplasmic reticulum exit site; COPII vesicle coat
Molecular function (GO): zinc ion binding; SNARE binding
Source: RefSeq, a predicted model, not a curated record
CCUGCUUCCGGUGUAAGGGGAGAAGUGUCUCACUCCUUUACUCCGACAAGGCCUGUCCACUCGCCGCGGGUAGCUUAGCGGGGUUUGGCCGUCAACCAUGGCCUUGUGAUUCCCACCGAAUCUCUCUAUUAACUUUGUUCGAGAACUUGGAGUCGGUCGUCGUAACGUGGCCGCUUCGCCACAGCCGCGGGUUUAAACGACCGGCCAGCUAGUUAGCACGCUAACGACGCAGCUAGCUUUAGCAGCGCUAAACUCGAGCCUGGUUUCUAUUUCAAGAUGUCAACAGCGGGGUUCAACUCCCAGAACGGGACGGGGACUGGGCAGGCGUACGCGAAUGGUCCAUCACAGAAUCCAGUUGCCCUCCAACAGCUUCCUGGAGUCAGCUAUGGCACGAGCCACCAAUCAGCCUACAAUCCAAUGCAGGCCAAAGCUCCCUCUGCCCCUGGCCCUGGACAGUAUCCCCCUGGACCCUAUCAGCCUGUCCCUCCAGUGAACUCCUAUCAGCCAGGCCCCCCUCCGACCUCCUACCCAUCUGCUGUAGGUCGUCCCCUGUUGUCUGCACCUCCAGUAGGAGGUCCCCCCUCUCGUACCCCUCCACAGUCGGCAAGCCCCAGUCCUGGACCCAGACUGCCGCCAGCACAGGCCACGCCGCCUCCUCCUGCCGUGUCUUCAGGUAGCUACCCCCAGCAGCCCGGGGCUCCAGCGUGGCCGACCUCCCCACCGAUCGGCCAGCCCCCUCCUCCCAUGAGCAUGCCUCCUCGAGGCCCCAUAGCCAAUCACGCGACUCCAGCUUCCAGCUUAGCAGGACCACCACCGCCGCCGUCAUCAGCAGCUUAUGGCUCCACAGCCCCUCCCCGUGUGUCCCACAGCGCCACCCAGCCCCCGGGCCCAGGGAUGCCCCCCACCUCUCUUCAUGGAUACACUCAAGCAGGUGUAGCUCCUCCACCAAUGAAUCCCAUGGCUCCCCACACAUACCAAGCAAACAGACCUGCCUAUGGCCCUCCGCCUACAGGCCCUCCACCCACAGGUCCUCCACCUACAGGCCCUCCGCCAAGCAUGCGGCCCACACCACCACCCACUGGACCCCCAAUGGGGAGUGCCACACCUCCACCACCCAAAGCAGAUGCUCAGUGUGGGGGGGCUGUGAACAGCACUCUCUCCCCCACUGAGCCCGACUGCCAGGAGGGGGAUAUUGAAUGUCCAGGAGCUUUGACUGGAAAUGGCCCCCAAGCAUCAAACAGCUAUAAUCACAUUGACAACAAACUCGCCGGUGGGACUCAGCCUGGACCUCCCGGACGGCACAUGGGCCACUACCCCUCCCUCCCCCCCGGGUACCAGAACGCCCCGUCUGCCAUGCACCCCGCUCAGCCUUACACUCAAGCACCUCAGCCGUACCCUCAGAUGCCCGGUGGCCCCGGCAUGGCCCAGCUGAGUCCGUCUCUAGCUGGCAUGAGCCUCCAGUCCAGCACCCCGGAGGCCCUGAGGGUGGUCAACCUGCUGCAGGAGAGGAACCUGCUGCCACCAACCCCAAUCCCAGCCCCGACACCCUGCCUCACCCAGGACCUGCAGAAGAUUAACUGCAGCCCGGAGGUUUUCCGUUGCACGCUGACCAGCAUCCCUCAGACUCAGUCUCUGCUCAACAAAGCGAAGCUGCCUCUGGGCCUCCUGCUCCACCCCUUCAAAGACCUCUCGCAACUUCCUGUGGUGACAUCCAGCACUAUUGUCCGGUGUCGCUCCUGCAGAACCUACAUCAACCCGUUUGUGUCUUUUCUGGACCAGAGGAGGUGGAAGUGCAACCUGUGCUACCGGGUCAAUGACGUUCCAGAGGAGUUUAUGUACAACCCAGUCAGCAGAUCAUAUGGAGAACCACAUAAAAGGCCCGAAGUUCAAAAUGCCACCAUUGAGUUCAUCGCUCCUUCAGAGUACAUGCUGAGGCCACCACAACCUGCCGUUUACCUUUUUGUUUUGGACGUUUCCCAUAAUGCAGUGGAGACGGGCUACCUGAAUGUCUUCUGUCAGUCACUACUGGACAACAUCAAUGCGCUUCCUGGAGAUUCACGCACAAAGGUGGGCUUCAUCACCUUCGACAGCACCAUCCAUUUCUACAACCUCCAGGAGGGGCUCUCCCAGCCUCAGAUGCUCAUCGUGUCCGACAUAGAAGAUAUCUUUUUACCAACACCAGACAGCCUUCUUGUAAACCUCAACGAAUGCAAAGAGCUGGUGCAGGACCUGCUGAAGAGCCUGCCCAGCCUGUUUCAGAAGACGAUGGAGACUCAGUCGGCGCUGGGCUCCGCUCUGCAAGCAGCCUUCAAGCUGUUGUCGCCCACAGGGGGGCGCAUGUCUGUUUUCCAGACCCAGCUGCCGAACCUCGGCGUUGGGGCGCUGCAGUCCAGAGAGGACCCCAACCAGCGGGCCGCUGCCAAGGAUGUCCAGCACCUGGCCCCGGCCACAGACUUCUACAAGAAGCUGGCUCUGGACUGCUCGGGCCAGCAGGUGGCCGUAGACCUGUUCCUGCUCAGCUCUCAGUACUGUGAUCUGGCCUCACUUGGCUGUAUAUCCAGGUAUUCUGCAGGGAGCGUUCACUACUACCCCUCCUACCACCACCAGCACAACCCUGCUCAGGUGGAGCGCUUCCAGAAGGAUCUCAAGAGAUAUCUAACCAGGAAGAUUGGCUUUGAGGCCGUCAUGAGGAUACGCUGCACCAAAGGUCUGUCCAUCCACACGUUCCACGGGAACUUCUUCGUGCGCUCCACAGACCUGUUGUCGCUGCCCAACGUCAACCCGGACGCCGGCUUCGCGGUCCAAAUGUCCAUCGAGGAAAACUUGGACGACAUGCAGGUCGUCUCUUUCCAAGCUGCCCUGCUUUACACAUCCAGCAAAGGCGAGAGGAGGAUCCGUGUGCACACGUUGUGUCUCCCUGUGGUCAAUUCUAUGUCGGAUAUCUUUGCCGGCGCUGAUGUCCAGGCCAUCUCAGGACUGCUGGCUUGUAUGGCUGUGGACCGUUCAGUGACGGCCAGUUUGAGUGACGCCAGAGAUGCGAUGACCAACGCCGCCAUCGACUCGCUGGCGUCGUACCGGCAGUCUGCGCUGACCAUCCAGCAGCCUGGCCUGCUGUCUCCAGCCUGCCUCAGACUCUUCCCACUCUACAUCCUCGCCCUCCUCAAACAGAAAGCCUUCAGGACAGGCACCAGCACCAGGCUGGACGACAGAGUGUUCGCCAUGUGCCAGCUGAAGUACCAGCCUCUCGCCUACGCCAUGCUGAUGAUCCAUCCCGCCCUGUAUCGAGUGGAUGACCUGACUGAUGAGGGAGCUCUGAACAUCAACGAGCGGACGAUCCCUCAGCCCAAACUGCUGCAGCUGUCGGUGGAGAAGCUCAGCAGGGAGGGAGCUUUCCUCAUGGACGCUGGAAUGGUGAUGUACUUGUGGAUCGGACGAAACUGCCACCCCAACUUCCUCACACAAGUGCUGGGAGUUCCCAGCUACGCUGCAGUGCCUGAUAAUCUGUAUCAGCUCCCAGAGCUGGACACCGCAGAGUCCCAGAGAACCAGAGCGUUUGUGGGCUGGCUGAGGGAUCAGAGGCCGUUUUUCCCCUCCCUGCAUGUCAUCAGGGACGAGAGCCAGCUGAAGCCCACCUUUAUGCAGAACAUGAUCGAAGACCGGACGGAGUCGGCGCUCUCCUACUACGAGUUCCUCCUCCACCUCCAGCAGAAGAUUUCCAAAUAACCCCGCGUGGGAUGCGAGAGGACACUGAAGCACGGACACGCGGUGUGAAUGUGUACAUGACGUGAGCGCGCACUCGAGGAUGCUUGUUGCUCCGCCUCGGCUGCCUGUCCAGGUCCACCAUAUCUGUGAGGGAAACCCGAGCUGAAUCAGAUCAUGUGGCUGAAGAAGCGAGGAUUCCUCAAACGGUAGAUUCUGUUCCCCCAUUUGGCACUUUUUGCUCGCCUCAAGCGACACGUCGGAAGGAAAGAAAAAUCGAAAUCUGCAAUGAUUGAAUGAAUCAGUGUUUAUUCUCAUAGAACAAUGCUGUCUAAGUGAGGUAUCGUUCAGAUACGGCGCAGGCAAGGAGAAGUGUGAAGUGUUUUUUGUUGAAAAAGCACUGUGGUCUUUACUAAUACAAGUCAGAUGUAUGUGUGGUUCAUGAGGAAGGUUUGUGCUUCGAGACUGUUUUUUUUUUUUUUGGGCGUCACCUGGAGUAUUUGUAUACGCAACACCUGAGAUCUAACACUCUAAUGUACCUGAAGGACAGCGUGCUUUUUAUCUGAUCGUCUUUAUAUUUGUGUGAUGAACAAAGCCGUAGACUCUGUCGUUCGGGGUUUUUACCGAUGUCGGAAAGUCGGCCGGCCUCGCCGCUCCAGCUGCCGUGAAUGUGCAGAUCUGGCAGUGAGAAGCCGUUCGGUCGAUCUGGUCUGUCCUUCAGAGACUCUGCUAUCCUCUCUCUCUCUCUGGACACCUCUGACAACAUCCCUGUUCAGUCUGUUUCCUUUUUUUUCCCUAUAAUUGUUUAAUUUAUGAGACUCCCAACCUGAUUAAAUUCUAUAAUUGCCUUGUAUGGGAACUCACUUUUUAUUAUUAAACCUCUGUUUAAAUACAGACUCUAUAUAUGGAAUAUUUUAAUAUAAUAGGAUAUGGGAAAUUCUUUAACACAGACAUAACAAAGCCAUUGUGAUCUUUUAAUCAUGCUUAUUGAUACUUGUAUAUUGAACAGACUGCAUUAUAUAAAGGUAAAGAAUUGCUGAUGAUUUUAGUAUAUAAACUAAGGUGAAAUGAUGCUCAGAAAAUAAAAUGUUUGGGACUUUUUCAAUGUU